AUGGAGCGGAAAGGUGAGCAGUGGAGCGGCCUCCGCCACGAGGGGCAACGGCCGCCGGGGCGGCCGGGUCAGCGCCGGGAGCUUUGCCCAACCGCCGCCGUCCGGUCCCCGGGCGUGCGGCGCCCCUCCAGUGAGGUGGCGCCGCCCCUCACCCCGCGCCUCUGGGCUGCCGGUCCGCGCCCCUGCCCCCCGUCCCCCGGCGCCGGCGGUCACCGCCCCUUGUUCCCCGCCGGGCCGGCUCGCGCCUCGGGGCCACUCCAGGGCCCGGCCUUCGGCGGGCGAAGCAGACUCCCGCCCGUCCGCCCCCUGACCCGGCCCGAGCCCCCUCCGGCGCCUCCCGCCUGGGCGCUGCUCGUAGCCCCAUGGGCCGCCAGCCCCCCAGCCGGCCGCCUCGCCGGACCCACGGCGCUCGCCCCGCGGCUGCCCCUCGGGCAGGCCCCACAGCCGGGCCUGGCGCCCCUGCUGGGUCUCCACCCUCACCUUGCUCGCCUCCUUUCCUCCACAUUCGCCCUUCAUCCAUCCCUCUCUCCUGCAGUGCUUGCGCUCCAGGCCCGAAAGAAAAGGACCAAGGCCAAGAAGGACAAAGCCCAAAGGAAAUCUGAAACACAACACCGAGGCUCUGCUCCCCACUCUGAGAGUGAUCUACCAGAGCAGGAAGAGGAGAUUCUGGGAUCUGAUGAUGAUGAGCAGGAAGAUCCCAAUGAUUAUUGUAAAGGAGGUUAUCAUCUUGUGAAAAUCGGAGAUCUGUUCAAUGGGAGAUAUCACGUGAUCCGAAAGUUGGGCUGGGGACACUUUUCAACAGUGUGGUUAUCAUGGGAUAUUCAGGGGAAGAAAUUUGUGGCAAUGAAAGUAGUUAAAAGUGCUGAACAUUAUACUGAAACUGCACUAGAUGAAAUCCGGUUGCUGAAAUCAGUUCGCAAUUCAGACCCUAAUGAUCCAAAUAGAGAAAUGGUUGUUCAACUACUAGAUGACUUUAAAAUAUCAGGAGUUAAUGGAACACAUAUCUGCAUGGUAUUUGAAGUUUUGGGACAUCAUCUGCUCAAGUGGAUCAUCAAGUCCAACUACCAGGGGCUUCCACUGCCUUGUGUCAAAAAAAUUAUUCAGCAAGUGUUACAGGGUCUGGAUUAUUUACACACCAAGUGCCGUAUCAUCCACACUGACAUUAAACCAGAAAACAUCUUGCUGUCAGUGAAUGAACAGUACAUUCGGAGGCUGGCUGCAGAAGCAACAGAAUGGCAGCGAUCUGGAGCUCCUCCACCUUCCGGAUCUGCAGUGAGUACUGCUCCACAACCUAAACCAGCUGACAAAAUGUCAAAGAAUAAGAAGAAGAAAUUGAAGAAGAAGCAGAAGCGCCAGGCAGAAUUACUAGAGAAGCGAAUGCAGGAAAUUGAGGAAAUGGAGAAAGAGUCGGGCCCUGGGCAAAAAAGACCAAACACGCAAGAAGAAUCAGAGAGUCCUGUUGAAAGACCCUUGAAAGAGAACCCACCUAAUAAAAUGACCCGAGAAAAACUUGAAGAAUCAAGUACCAUGGGCCAGGAUCAAACACUUACGGAACGUGGUGUAGAGGGUGGUGCAGCAGAAAUUAAUUGCAAUGGAGUAAUUGAAAUCGUUAAUUAUACUGAGAACAGUAAUAAUGAAACAUUGAGGCUUAAAGAGGAUCUGCAUAAUGCUAAUGACUGUGAUGUCCAAAAUUUGAAGCAGGAACCUAAUUUCCUAAGCUCCCAAAAUGGAGACAGCAGCACAUCUCAAGAAACAGACUCUUGUACACCUGUAACCUCUGAGGUGUCAGAUACCAUGUUAUGCCAGUCUUCCUCAACUGUAGAUCAGUCAUUCAGUGAACAGGACAUCAGCCAGCUUCAGGAAAGCAUUCGGGCAGAGCUACCCUGUGAAGAUGAACAAGAGCAAGAACAUAAUGGACCACUGGACAACAAAGGUACCUGUGCAGAUAUACUUCCCCAACAUUUCCCGUACACACAUUCAUGAAUAUCUCAACCAAAAGUAUCCCUGUUUUUUUAACUAGAUCUUUAUAGCAGGUGUCUCAAAUUAUUUUCACACAAACAUUUCACUGAAGAUAUUCAAACAAGGCAGUAUCGCUCCCUGGAAGUCCUAAUAGGAUCUGGCUAUAAUACCCCUGCUGACAUUUGGAGCACGGCAUGCAUGGCCUUUGAACUGGCCACAGGUGACUAUUUGUUUGAACCUCAUUCAGGGGAAGAAUACACUCGAGAUGAAGAUCACAUUGCAUUGAUCAUAGAACUUCUGGGGAAGGUGCCUCGCAAGCUCAUUGUGGCAGGAAAAUAUUCCAAGGAAUUUUUCACCAAAAAAGGUGACCUGAAACAUAUCACGAAGCUGAAACCUUGGGGCCUUUUUGAGGUUCUAGUGGAGAAGUAUGAGUGGUCUCAGGAAGAGGCAGCUGGCUUCACAGAUUUCUUACUGCCCAUGUUGGAGCUGAUCCCUGAGAAGAGAGCCACUGCCGCCGAGUGUCUUAGGCACCCUUGGCUCAACUCCUAAGCCCCUGCCCAGCACCGCAGCAGAGAUCGCACACUGACCCUCUAACCAUCCCCCCUCCAAGCAUUUUCCUCUUCCCUUUUCAGGGUGAAGCUCUUCCUUCAGGGUUUCUAGAUUUUUUUUUAAUCCAACAUGUUCAUUUGGGUUUGCUUACUUGACCAUGUGGAAGUCCCCACAGCCACUGGGCAUCCUAGGUGAAUUUGGCCUUGGCUGGGCUCUGCCAAAGACUAAUGAACUAAAAUGUGAAACAGCCUCUCACCCUGUACCCUUGCCUUUCCACUAGGACAUCCUUUAAAUUAUAAGCAUCCUUUUUAAAAAGAGCUAUGAAGAUCUAUGAGCCCAUCCUUUUAUUCACUGACUCUAAGAGUCAAAUUUUCUAAUGCAUAUCCUAUUGCCAGCAUAAGGAUGAGGAGGGGAAAGGGUGUUAAUUCUUUGUACAGCAGAGACAUUAAACUUGCUGUAUCCAGGCUGCAUCGUCUUCCUGGAUUGUUUCUGUUCUCUGUGUUCACAUUUUUUCCUGCAACUUCUAAGCUACUAUCUUUUUUAAUGAGCUGUAUAAACACCGAAUUUGGGGUACCAUUUUAUCACUGUUCAAAGCACUGUCGAAUUCCUUUAAUAACUUUAAGAUCCUUGAAUCUUCAGUCUGAUUUUUAAUGUAAACAAAAAUGGAACCAUUGACUAGUAAUUUCUUGAGAACCUCAGGUGUUCUGUAAACAGUCCUUUCGUAUGUGUCUUCCGUUACCCUAAGAGCACAAUUAUUUUGAUGGGCUGUUUUGUUUUGUUUUUUGUUUUUUUAAUCCCUGGCUGGCACUUUACUCAUUGCACUUGAGUUUUUUGCCCCAUAACUAAAGAAUCAGAAUGACUCUAGAAAAGAGAUCUGGGUUUCAGAGCUUUCCCAUUUAAGAAUAUGUCCUGGGGUUCUGAUUCUUUUCCAAACAGUCCCUGCUUUUAUUUACAGCUUUUAUUUUACCUUUCCCAAAAUUCUGGCCUUGAAGCAAUUUCCCUCUGUGGCUUUGCCUUUCUCAUUUUCUCAGAGAUUUGGGGUCUUUAAUGAAACCCCACAUUAAAAAAACCAAGGGGAGGGGUGGAAUGGCACUUUUUUGGUUGAUUUUGUUUUGGUUGGUUUGUUUUUAAGAUUAGCCAUUCUCUGCUGCUAUUUCCUUGUAUAAUGUAAGUUUUUAACUGCAAUUUUGAGAUGAUUGAGAUGUACUUGAGACUUUUUUUUAAUGAGAAAAGGCUUCGUGAAUUUUAUUUUAGAAUGGGCCUCUCCUAGACUUGCUGUAGACAUUAUAUAUUCCUCAUAAUAUUGAAAAGCAAAAAAGGGGCAGGAUUGGGGUCACAGCUGCUUGUUCAGCAUGGACCAAGUGAGCCUUGGGGAUGACAGCAUUCUCCAGAAGCAGCUACUGGACUCUAAUUUACAGAAAGCCAAGGAGGUGCAACUUGAGGCUCUGCUGGCAAGCUACCGGUGAGACUGUUGGGCAGCCACCUUUCUAUACGGGAGAUUGGAAUCUAGUUUGUCACUUAGCCACCAACAAUGACAAAGGAAAAGUGGUGCCAUUAUGCAGUCCAUUUAACUCAUGAGCAUGUUACCCUGAGUAACGGGCCAGCCAUUCAUCGGAUCCUGGAUUGGGUACUCCCGAAAUCAGACAUGUUUCUGUAGAAAGAAUGUUAAGCCUAGGCUGUCUAUGCACCUAUCAAGAAUAAAGAGAAUAGAUUUUAUCGAACAACGGCAGGGAAAUCCUUCAGCAAUUCUAAUCCACUUUGGGUUUUCAGCUGUAUUUAUAUCUAAAGCAAUAGACUAGAACUGAAUUCUCUUCUACAUUGUAAAAUCACAACUGUGGGAUUACAGGAAUUCUGGUGAUGAUAUUAAGGUGAAAUAACCAAAAAACACCAACAAACAAAAGGCCCUAUUUUAACAAUUGACUUGAUAGAAAAUUUUAAUAGGAGAGAGAACCUAUAACUUUAUUUUGAAAAUGUUUCCCCACCAAAUAAGGGCUUUUCCUCUAAAGGAGCCAGAUGAACUCCAAGAUGUAGAAGAGGCAGCUGUAAGACUUGAUCUUCCAGUUACCCCAAGUCCCUUUAUUGAGCUUGAUCAUAAUACUGUCAAAUCGCCAUGAUCUCACUAAAGGAUUUUGCUGUCAGAAAUAAAACCCCGAAUACGUUUUUAUUCUUUCUACUGAGUGCAUUGUCUGUUUUCUUUGUAAAUGCAGUACAAUAAACAAAUUAUUUAAUAAC
This is a messenger RNA of Propithecus coquereli (Coquerel's sifaka), 4740 nucleotides long. RefSeq names its product SRSF protein kinase 1 (gene SRPK1). Gene Ontology annotation, molecular function: protein kinase activity; ATP binding. The record is from RefSeq and is a predicted model, not a curated record. Gene Ontology annotation, biological process: spliceosomal complex assembly; protein phosphorylation; regulation of mRNA processing. Lineage: Eukaryota; Metazoa; Chordata; Mammalia; Primates; Indriidae.